ACUCGAGUUGACCAUCACAAGUCAUGUCAACAGCGAUGAAAACUGAUCUUGUAAAAAUUAGAAUUACAUAAUUUAUUUCACAAACUACAUAGCUCUAUUUAUCUGUUGUAUAUUUAUAUAUCACGCAUUAGAUAUUUUUCUACCUGUUUAAAACGCCCGGAAUAUUAUCGUAUCCUCCAGUUAUGUUGAAAUUUGGUGUAAAGUCCGCUAUUUUGGGAGGUGCAGUUUACUAUACAAUAGAUAAAGGGGUUUGGAAAGAUAGUUCCACUACAGCAGCUAUAUACGAUGAUCUGGAAAAAGGUGCUUCACCCUAUGUUGGUGAAUUGAAAAAGCAAAUUCCUUAUGAGUUACCUCCUCUACCAUCAAAUGAUAGAGUAUCCUACUUGUUUAAGUAUUACUGGAAUAGUGGAGUCAAAGCAACAUUCAGAUUUCUAGUAAAUUUACCGACACAUGCUUCAGAUGCUACUGAUAAAGCUUUGGAUUUUAUUUCAUCUUCAUUAAAUGCUGUUGAAACAAAUACCAGUGCAGAUAAAGUAAAAUAAUACAAAUCUUAUUUCUAGGAAACAAUAAAUUUAUUUUAAUGGCAUACUGUCUCUUGGUUGUAAUCACUGUUUUCUUUAGUACUGUAUGUAGGAUUUCAAAAAGACCAAGUGUAUUUAAAAAUGAUAGGUACUUAUAGUUAUUUAUA
Diatraea saccharalis (sugarcane borer) is the source of this 688-nucleotide messenger RNA. Lineage: Eukaryota; Metazoa; Arthropoda; Insecta; Lepidoptera; Crambidae. The record is from the annotation of a GenBank genome assembly.